AUGAUUGUGGGUCGUGUUGUUGGCGGUAUUGGGAAUGGUCUCAACACAGCAACGGCUCCAGUAUGGCAGACGGAAACGUCACAAGUCAAGUGGCGGGGCAAGCUUGUUAUAAUCGAGCUCAUCACAAAUAUUGCUGGGUUCUCCUUAUCGAAUUGGAUCAAUUAUGGCUUCUCGUAUGCUGGUGGAGCAAUAGCGUGGAGGUUCCCACUAGCUUUCCAGCUCGUCUUUAUCAUGAUCCUCUUCGCGACUGUGCCGUGGCUUCCGGAGUCCCCCAGAUGGCUGAUUGCCCAUGAAUACGAAGAUGAGGCAUUCAGUAUUCUUGCAGAUCUGGAAAGUAAGGACUCGAACGAUCCAUACGUUCUGCAACAACACAAGGAGAUCGUGUUCACCGUCCAAUAUGAGAGGGAAAAUGCGCCUAGGUGGCUCGAUCUGCUCAGGGGCAAGACUGGGGACAAAGGGGGCACAUGUACAAUCCGUCGACUCGUUCUCGGGGCGGGAACCCAGUUCAUGCAACAAUUUUCUGGGAUAAACGUAACUUUACUCAUCAGUAGUGUCGGCCUGUCAGAACGGUUAGCUCGACUUCUCACAGCCUGCAAUUCAAUCAGCUACCUCCUCUUUUCUCUAAUCGGUAUACCUUAUGUCGAGUCUGGUGGUCGUCGGAAGCUGCUAAUGUUUGCCGCAACUGGCCAAGCUUUCUCUUACCUCAUGAUCACCAUCCUAAUCGGGCUGAAUGAGCGGCCUGAUUUCGCAGCUAAGAGGCAAGUCGCUGAGGCUUCUAUCUUCUUUUUCAUGUUGUAUUAUAUUUUCUUCGGAAUAGGCUUCCAGGGCGUCCCAUGGCUAUAUCCGACCGAGAUCAAUUCACUCGCCAUGCGGACCAAAGGCGCAGCGAUAGGAACAGCUACCAAUUGGAUGUGCAACUUCAUAGUCGUUGAGAUCACGCCAAUAGGUAUACAAUCGCUGGGUUGGCAAUUCUAUAUCAUUUGGGUAGUGUUCAAUGCGGCCUUUGUCCCCACGGUUUACCUCUUCUAUCCGGAGACCGCAGAUCGUACUCUUGAGGACCUUGACGCAUAUUAUCGAGAGAGCCCGCCUUUGCUCGUCUUUCGUGACAAGGACGUCACUAGCUCGAAGAGACCUGCGAAAUAUGUUGAGGCUGAGCAGGAGGAGAUUCGAAGAGCUAGUGGUGUUGAUCCAUCGUCUUUCAGACGGCAAAGCAGGAUCUCGUCGCAAGACGGAGAGUACGGCAAUAGGAGAAUGAGCCACGCAAGCACUCUGGCUGGCAGCUCUGGUUGUAAUGGUGGUACGGCAGAGAAGAACUGUGGUGAUGGAACUGAUAAGGUCUGA
Molecule: messenger RNA, 1341 nt
Organism: Lithohypha guttulata
Lineage: Eukaryota; Fungi; Ascomycota; Eurotiomycetes; Chaetothyriales; Trichomeriaceae
Exons: 4
Coding region: 1-1341 (446 amino acids)
Biological process (GO): transmembrane transport; carbohydrate transport
Cellular component (GO): membrane
Molecular function (GO): carbohydrate:proton symporter activity
Source: RefSeq, a predicted model, not a curated record